Aedes albopictus (Asian tiger mosquito) is the source of this 4425-nucleotide messenger RNA. RefSeq names its product protein eva-1. Gene Ontology annotation, molecular function: carbohydrate binding. The record is from RefSeq and is a predicted model, not a curated record. NCBI's taxonomy places the organism in Eukaryota, Metazoa, Arthropoda, Insecta, Diptera, Culicidae. Bases 1689 to 3413 code for a protein of 574 amino acids. The transcript has 11 exons.
ACGAGAGGAUGCACCAUGCUUCGUGCCGAACGCAGGGGGAUCCCCGUGUCGUUUGCCGUGAUUUCGAAUUCUGGGUCGUUUUGUUGUCAGUCGAUGGAAAGUGCUUCCACGGUGCACACGGUUGUCAUCCCACGGUUUUAGGAGGAUUAUCGCCGGAACCGAUCGGUUGGCUUUUCUAUGCUGUGUUUGGAUUAGUUGGUGUCUUGUGCCCUCUAUUUUCGGAUUGUCGAGCGCGCGCGCGUUUGUUGUGGAAUAGAGACAGCGCGGGGUCGAAAUAAUCUCGUACGCAAGAUUAAGCAUUACGGUUGCAAAGUGCGCGCGUGAGGAAUUUAGAGUUUGCCGGCGGGGAUGGCGCGGUGUGAGUGACGAAAGUGUCUCUAAAAAUAAAUUAAAACCGCGAAAGCAGACCAAAGUCGUCGGGCGAAAGGCAAAAAGAGACAAGUGCAAGGAGGACCCAGUUGCCGCGGUUCAACGACUAUCUUGUGUCUCGAAAUACAUCAACUGAAGGAGCUGAAACGCGUGACGUCGUCUUCGUUGCGUUACCGCUGGUUGAGCUAUUGGCGGGCGUCGGUGUUGUUCUUUUUGCCUAGCAGAUCGUGGCCCGCGAGUUUUGUUUGUUGAGUAUUCGGGGGGCAGAGAGCAGUGCAGAAUAACAAUAACAGUUUUCCUCUUGGGUGGAUAUAACAACAUCCAUAAAGGCGACAUAAUUGAAUGACGAAAAUUGGAUUACGUUACUGAAGGAGGAUCUUCGGAUCGGAUGGGAUAUAAAAUCUCAUUUAGGAAUAACGUUUGUGCGGAAGCGUCUUGGCCGGCGAUGUAUGGAUGGUGAAUAGUGAAGUCGAUAAACGUACGUACAUCUCAGCCUAAACCGGCUUAGAUUGGCUGACAGUGUGGUGAUGCUAUCAAAAUACCGUAUAUAUUCGGGGCUAUUGUGCGAUUAGAUCCCGCCUGGAUACUGGAUGGAGGUGUGGGCAUGUAAUUAAAGUGAUAUUCGGAGCAUCUGUAUGCGGAACAACGUAUGGCGGAGCAGUUGUCAACAGUUGGCGCUUAGUGCUGGUGCUAGAAGAAACGUUCCGGGUUUCUGUGGAUUUACGCGCGCUCUAACCAUUCGUCGGUGGAUUUCAAGUGUUUGCUCUAGCGGAAAUGUCGUCCGGAGGUGGCUUUAUGAUUUCAUUCUCGUAACGAGCAGCUUGCAGUAAUGAUAGAGUCAUAUUAUUUUUUUACGACCCACCACUGCCAGGCGCGACUCAUCCGUUAGGAGGAAGCUUUUUGCUGUUGCGUAAAGACGAGGCAAUGAGGCUUUCAGUUUUUAAUGUAUUCAUAAUAAAUUGAGUGGUGAUGUGAUUUUAACGUGGCAUUUCGAGGUGAGAUAAUUAAUCAUUCUGAAAUAAAACCACACGGAGAAAAGGAAAACGUGCAAAUAAAUUCGCAUCCCGAAAAAAUAAAGAAUAAAAAAGGCGUGAAAUGUGCAAGUGUGAUAUGUUCCCGAAAGUGUGGGAAAAUUGAUUAAAUAUAUCCUGGUGAACGACACAACCGAAAGUCAGCCGGUGAAUGUGUUUCUCAGCUGAGUAAUGCAACCCGAGUGAGAAGUGAUUGAAAGUAAAAUAUUUGCAAUAUUAAUUAAGGGAGAUUUUUAUGCAUCAGUUAUUCGCGUGAGGUGAACCGCCGGGGGAUCGGAAAUCGCAGUAAUGGAAUUAAUACAAAUCAAAUCCAUUCAGCAUCAUUUAUUUCAUUGGAUUAUCAUAUUAUUGCUGCUUUCGUCGUCGCCACCGGUGCUGCGAGCGGAUCCGGACGCGCAAAUUUUCCGAGUGGACCCACUAGCGCUGCUGUCGGGCACCCUUCGAACAUAUCAACGGGCAGGAUGCGAUAGCGAAGUCGUCACAUUGGGAUGCCCCCGAGGCACAAGCAUAUCGAUCGAGGUGGCCCAGUACGGACGGACGGGAGAUGCAAAUGAGCAAAAUUUGUGUCCGGCCAGCACCGACGAUAGCCUGGAAAUCAAUCUUCCCGGCACGGAGAUAGAGAUAAAAGCCCCGGAGAGCUGUACCUGGCCCAACGCGUUACAGUAUUCCCUCCUGCAGACGGUUGUGGAAGCGUGCCAAAAGAAGAGGCACUGUAAAUUCCUGGCCUCGCCGAAAACAUUCGGUGGCGACCCCUGUCCGGGUCACCGAAAGUUCUUGGAAGUAGCUUAUAAGUGUAGACCAUAUGAGUUUCGCAGCAAAAUAGCAUGCGAGAACGAUGUUAUUCAAUUAAGUUGCAAUCCAUACUCGAGGAUAGCGAUCUACAGUGCCAGCUUCGGUCGAACGGAGUACGAAAGUUUGCAGUGCGCUCAGCCCCAGGGAGUGAAGGAAGAAUCAUGUCUUGCAUCUUACGCCACCGAGACUGUCAUGCAAAAAUGCCACGGCAGGAGAAAAUGCAUGUUGUCAGCAGAUAGCACAACUUUCGGCAAGCCGUGCCGGGCAGACUCCAGGAUGUAUUUAAAAGUUGUUUACACAUGUGUGCCUCGGAAGGUGCUCAAGGAUCGCUUCGAAGCAGCACCCGAAGCGGAUGAGCCUCUGCAGAGCGACUUGGAGCAGGACCACGACACUCUGUACGACGAGGACCAGUUUUUCCGUGAAUCAGAUGCAAUUCCACCCGGACCGGCACCGAAGCUGCAAGGAGGCCCAUCCAAUAAUCGGGCAGCAUCAGACAUUCCCGGCUAUAUUGCUGAUAGCAGUACCCCUCCGGUGCCACCACGCUCCAUCCAGGACAUCAUCGAGGACAAUGAGUUUUCAUUCGAAGAGCACCAGGAAAAAUUCUACAUCUAUCUGGCGGUGGCGGUCGCCGUAGCGAUUCUUCUCUGCCUUUCGAUAGUGAUUGGACGUGUGGUGCUGCGGAAACGUCGCACUGGCAAGGAAACCGAUAAAUUUCAGACAUCAAACACAGGUGAAACGACACUCCCAAAUGGCUUCACCGACGAUAUAUCGGAAAUAGAUGCGGAUAUCGAUUUACAAACUCCCCUGCCGGUGCCGAGCGUAUCCCGGAGUGAUAGCUACGGAGCGUAUACGCCCUCGCCGGGCCCGUACGGAAAUCUGGGCCCAUCUAAUAUAUCACAUACCUCAACCACAAUGUUGGUGCCGCCGUGCUCGAUGAGCACGAUGAUGAACGCCACUCCGCCCGCUGGAUACCUGAGUGGACCAAUUAACAUUAUACCAUCGCAGCUGGGCCAAAGCAUAGGUGGCAUUCGCACCCCAAUUGCAGCAAUGAGCACCCUGCCGCGACCCCACCAGCAGCAGCCCCCGCCGGUGUUUCUGGGUGGACCCGGCUCCAUACUGGGCCACUCGCAAACGCUCAGACGGCCGUCCAGUGAUCACGAUGGUAAUACCCCACGCAGUCUCAGCAGGGGUGCAGCAAACACUCAGUUCUACUACGGGUGACAUUCGGUUUCCGGCCAGCCAAGCCCAGCCCACUUCAAGCCAGCCCAGUCCACCCCGCUGCAGCCUCAGUCCAUACUGAAACACAAAGAACCGACCAUCAGCGAAGCGGAAGAUACCAUGGUAAUGUGUCCACCUAAUCGAACGUACUGUUUCUAGAACUGCAACAUUAUCCUGUUGCGAAAGCAGAGCGCCCUGCUGAACUUUCACAGUGACAAGGAUCUAGUGUAUUUGUAACUGAUUGGGAUCUGGUGGGGAGGAGAUUGAUUCCGCUGACAAAUAAGUCAUCCUAAUGACGGAAAAGUGAAUUGAUAUAUCGGUAUAUUCCUCAAAGCGGAAUGGUUGAUGGAAGGAGCAAUCAGAUUGAUAAGCCAUAAGUCGUUAAAAGAGAAACUAACUUGUUGUGCAAUUCCAAGAGUGUUGUUUAAGGAUCAUUCUGGGUAACAAAGUGCAAUAAACUGUCCAAAGGAACACCGAUAAUUGCGGUUCGUUGAAAUGUUCAGCUGACCGCACACAUGCACAAAAAUCGGGAAUGUGUUUUAUUGACGUUUUUCUACUAUCAUAGUUUAAAGUUGGUAAUCAGGGUAUCGUGCAUGCAAAAAAAAAGUAAUUCCCUUUGUUUGUGUGAGACCAACCACGAGAAAUUAAUGUAGUUUAUCGAAAACAAAAAAGCAAUUCAUACUUGAAUUGAUUAAAUUAGAUCUUUCCAGAAACCAAACAAAACACCUAGACCUUUAAGAAAUGUACAGGAGUUCGAGAAACACGAGGAAAUUUUGUACAAACUCUUAAUCAAAUCGGAAGCGGCAAACGUAGAAAUCUAGAUAUCUAGGGAAAUUUAAAGUCAUGAUUGCGAUUGCGGAACGAUUACGUAUCCUAGAAAAUGUGUACAGAUGAAGUGAUUUAUUUAUUUUCUGUUUAUUCAUGGAAGGAUGUCAUUUAUAUCGUUAAAUGAUAUAAAUGUUGUGAAUAUUUUAAUAAAGCGAUUUAUUAGAAAAAAAACACUUGAUAUCCAUUA